This is a messenger RNA of Colletotrichum navitas, 1189 nucleotides long. Its product is annotated as short chain dehydrogenase. The record is from RefSeq and is a predicted model, not a curated record. The coding region runs from base 361 to 1104 and encodes 247 amino acids. NCBI's taxonomy places the organism in Eukaryota, Fungi, Ascomycota, Sordariomycetes, Glomerellales, Glomerellaceae. The transcript has 5 exons.
AACCACUUCCGAGACGCAAUCGUGACUUAAUAUAGCGCCAUGUCACCUAUGGACGCUCCUCACCCCUUCUAUCGGAUCACGUCGGAGGCCAUCAAUAGAGCAGCUAGGGAGCGAUUAUUAAUCGAGCAGCCGGGGAGACAUUAUUAAUCAAGCAUCCCGUUCGGCCCUCCGUAAAUGCCGUCAUUGAUCCGACCGAUGGUCUAAUAUCACGGACCGUGCCGACUACAUGCAAGCAUCCCAUAAAUACAAAGCUUCCUUUUCCCCCCUCUCGCACAGAGAUACUUAUCCACCGCUUCUACGAUUCUUGACCACCAUCUCUUACAUUGCGCCGUGCCUUCUUUUCAAUUGCAAUUACCAAUCAUGGCUUCCAAGUCCUUCUACGCUAUCAUAUCCGGAGUCGGUCCCGGAACAGGCCGCGCGACAGCGCUCCGCUUCGCCCAAGCCUACCCAGUUGUCUUGCUUGCUCGCAAGCCGGAGAGCUACAGCUCCAUCGUCACCGAGAUCAAGGAAGCUGGGGGGCAGGCUUUCGGCCUCACCGCCGACGCUACGGAUGAGGCUGCCGUCAAUGCCGCAUUCGAAUCCAUCAAGAAGAUCCUUCCUGGAAGCAAGCUCGCCGUCGCAGUAUACAACGUCGCCGGCGGCUUCGCUAGGAAGCCAUUCCUUGAGCUCAAGAGGGAGGAACUGGAUGCCAGUCUCGAUGCAGCACCAAAGGGAUUCUUCACAUUUGCGCAAAAGACACUACCCCUUCUACUCGAGUCGGUGCCGGAGUCGCCUCACCCGCCGUCUCUGAUCAUCACAGGAGCCACGGCGUCCAUCAAGGGUUCUGCCUUGUUCGGUUCAUUCGCUGCGGGCAAAUUUGCUCUCCGUGCUUUGGGCCAGAGUCUGGCCCGCGAGUUCGGUCCCAAGGGUGUUCAUGUAUCGCAUGCAAUCAUUGACGGAGUGAUUGAAAUACCUAGGACCAAGGGAUUUACCGUUAACAACGGUGCCGAAGACGGCAAAAUCUCACCGGACGCCAUUGCGGAGACGUACUGGCAUCUGCAUACGCAACACCGAUCCGCCUUCACUCAGGAGAUUGACAUCAGGCCCUAUGUGGAGAAAUACUGAGCGAGAAGAUAGUCAGAGACCCUCAAUGAUAUCCUAGUGGUAGCCUCACAUAUACCCAUCUUCGGAUCGUAGUGUGCACGUCGCG